CUUUUCACUUUUUUUUUUCUUUAACCUACAAUAAUGAUUGCCCCUAUCACUGGUAAAUACCGUAAGCAAGUUAUCAAGGAUAUCGCCAUUUCCCUCACUUUGGGUGCUGUUGGUGGUGCUGCUUGGUGGAACCUCUACCACCUUCCCAAGGCUGCUCAACGUGACGCUUAUUACGCCAAGCUCGAAGCUAGCAAGCAAUAAAUUACAACCCCCCUCUUUCUUCACAACAAACCACAACCAUUGCAAUAAACGAAGCCACUUGUACCGAAAGAAGAAAAAAAACUACUUUGUUUGAACAAUAAAACGACUACUUAUUAGAAUAUACAUGUUUAUUAAAUAGUAAUAGUGUAUUAACGUAUUAGAAAAAGAGAGAGAGAGAGAGAAAAAAGGUGUAAAU
Molecule: messenger RNA, 397 nt
Organism: Gilbertella persicaria
Lineage: Eukaryota; Fungi; Mucoromycota; Mucoromycetes; Mucorales; Choanephoraceae
Exons: 1
Coding region: 34-201 (55 amino acids)
Biological process (GO): mitochondrial electron transport, cytochrome c to oxygen
Source: RefSeq, a predicted model, not a curated record